AUGCCAUCUGAGAUAACUGAUGAUUAUUUUGAGAAUUCUAUUUUCACGGAAUAUAGUAUAGAUAUUCAUACCGCUGGUUAUUAUUCGGUUAUUUAUUAUUUCAUUGAUGAAAAUUCAGGAAAUUUGAUACCUCAUAUGAAUAGUUUGCUCUGCUUAGGAUUAGUCAGCGUCAUCAUUGUAAGUUCAGAAACGAUUACAAUUUGAAAAAAAAAGUUCAGAUCAUAACAUUUAUAAUAAUCAUUGUGUCUGCUGUCAAACUUUUCCGCAUUGUGUAUGACUUGAAUCGUAUGACAUCAAACCUUUCCCAAAAAAUUCACCGAGAAUUGUUUUGGACCCUCGUCGUCCAAUCUUCAACCCCUUGCAUUUUAUAUUAUAUUCCGAGUAGUAUAAUACUUUUUAUGCCAAUUUUUCAAAUUAAAUUUCAAACUUUAGAACACUUGCAUCCCAUUUUUCUAUCAUUAUACCCUAUUAUAGAUUCAUUAACAGUCACAAUAUUUUAUAGAGGAUUCCGAAAAACAUUAAGAGGUUUAGUUCGAUCAUUAUGAAUUAUAAUGAAUUAAUACGAUUUAGAAAUAUUCUCAAAAUCGAGAGUUAGCCAAAGUUGAUGUUCGAUCAAUUAACAAAAAUAAUCGCAACAUGCACUUUUUUAAAUAAUAUAAUAUAAUUUUUCUCAUCCACUUCUAUUUUCAUAUUCGCUGAAAACAAAAACAAAAGUCAUUCUUCAUCCAUUCAUCGUCUUUUUUUCUCAUAAGUAAGUCUGGAUUAUACCUUGACGUUCAUUUCAUUUUUGUUCGUAAUCGGUUUCUGAUUAGAAUUAGAAUGAAUUCAUAGUAGUGGGAAUUUCUUUUUAUUUAGUUUUUUUUUCAUUUUCUUUCUUCAGAAAAACAACACAGAUUGUAUGCACAAUUUGCCUCUUGUUCGAAACCAAUAAUUAUUUUCCCUCUUCUCAUUUUGUCGUCGCCCUUGCUCGUUUUCAGAAGUGGUUUGAUUUGAGUUGAGUAUUAUAUGUAUGACGAAUCUCUUCUUGAUCUAUCUUUGUCUUUUUCAAUGCGUGUUUUCUUCACGUUUCUCGGGUUUUUAUGAUGUGCCCGAAAUUAUCGAAGAAAUUGAAGAGAAAAAUGAUUUCAGGUAUGUUAAAUCUUUAAUAAAAAGAUUAAUAUAGAAAAUAGGCUUUUCUUUGAAUAUUUAAAUAUCACGCCCACUCGCGAAAAAAGUCGAACAAAAAUUAUAUUAUUUAAUCCUUUCCAGGAGUCCAAUAAUCCAAUACGUUUCGAACAAUCCUCAGAAUAAUUCUCAAACAAAAAAUGGUUUUCUCAACAUAAUGAGUUCUCGAAACUUCGAAAGGUUCGUUCGUUUUUUUUGUCCCAUUAUUUCACAUGAUUUUGUUCUCAGAAUUAAUAAACAUGUAUUUAAUUAUAGCGUUCAACCCGGCAAUUUUCAAGUACAGGUUUCCUCGCGAGGCAACCAAAGUUUCGCUUACCAGGUUUUGUUUAUGUUCACACUGUUACAUAACACUAUGGUGAUCACUAAUCUCUCACUUCCGUUCAAAUUUAAUGAUUUGGAAUAUUAUUUUGGAACUAAUCAGGAUUUAUCAAACUACAGUUCAAUUCCUUAUUCCCUGAUUUGUGAAUAUCCAAUGGCUCGAUAUGUUCCAUCAUUAUACGGAAAGGUUAGCCAAAGUACAAGAAUGAUUUUCAAAAAGAAAAAAAAUUUGAAAGAUUAUAAAAAUAAUCAACUGUCUGGCUUCUAAUUGUUCAUAUUUAUUUUAGUUUUUCGCAAUUGAACCAUCUGAGCCAGUUAGUCGAGUGUUUUUUGGUUGUAAAUCAGCUGAAGAGAACUAUUGUUGUGGAAUGGAAUGCUGCACAAAUUUGAGCUUUUUCGAUAUUUUAAAGUGAGUAAAAUAAUUUCAAAUUGUCAUAGUGCAAAUUUAAUUCGAUUUUCAGAACUUGUAUGUACUUUAUCGGUGUUAUAAUCUUUUUAAUCGUAGUCUGCCAACAAAUUUCUCUCUGUGAUAAACGUGCCAAACACAAAUGUGCUAAUUAUGAAACUAUUUGA
Molecule: messenger RNA, 2055 nt
Organism: Caenorhabditis angaria
Lineage: Eukaryota; Metazoa; Nematoda; Chromadorea; Rhabditida; Rhabditidae
Source: the annotation of a GenBank genome assembly